AUGCUGGGAAAUCUUGAAUGUGAUGAUGCUUGCAAUAAUAAAGAUUGUAAUUGGGACUAUGGAGACUGUGGAUGUGCUGACGGAUGUGCUUUAUCAGAUUUUGGGAACUGCAAAGCUGAAUGCCUUGUUGGAAAAUGUGCCUAUGAUCAGAUAAGUUCAGACUCUUCAAGAAGAUGCAAUAAUAAAGGAUUAGUUUUACUUGACUUAUAUCAAAAUUUAGUUAAAGGCUCUUUUGAUAGCGCUCCUAAUUAUUUUUGGUGCAUCUAUAACUCACGCACUUACAAUUCCGAUACAGAUGAGUGGUCAACUUGUGAUGUCACCAAAGCUUAUGAUUUCACAAACUGCAAUCAAAUCUGUGACAUUGCUGAUUGUGCAUAUAAUUGAAUAAACUGUGAGCCUGAAAAAUCAUAUAAAUGCAAAGAUGAUGACUGUAUAAGCUGCUAUGGGACUGAUGAAGGAAAAUGUUUUAAAUGCAGCGAUUCGACAGUUCAGCUUUUUGGCUAUUGUGCAGAAAUCUGCCCUUAUGGGUAUGAAGCUAAAUCAAUUAUGGGCAGCAAUCCAAUUUGUUUGCCAUUAGUCGACAUUUCGACACCGAGAAACCCUUAUGUUUAUUAUGCAAGCUCCAAAAAACAUGGUGAUGUGACAGGAGGGGAAGGGACUUUGGAGUCUCCUUUUGAAACUUUUGCAGUUGCUUUAGCAUUGAUUCAAAGGAAAUAUUCGAUACUUUAUCUGAUAAAUGAUGGGGAUUAUGAGUGGGCUCCUGUUGACGAAUUUUACUUUGUAAAUAAUUUUAUAAAAAAUAGCCGAUCUCCACUUGCCCAUCAUAACUCAGGAGAUACGGGGACAAUGGUAUAUAUAAAAAUAGCAAGUUUAGAUGGGAGCAUUAUAAAAAUAAAGACAAUCCCUGACAAAUCAAACAUAUAUAUUGGACUUUGGUCUGGGCUUACCUUAGAAAUUGAAAAUGUUAUUUUUGAUGGAACUCUAAUUACCACAUCAUGCUCUAGCCUAAUAUACUGUAGUUAUUGUCCAUAUAUCGAAAAACAAAUAGAUGGCUCAUAUAAAACUGAUCGUGGACAAAAAAUAAAGACAUCAGAAUACUUGUCGUCAACAUUUUGCUCGACUUAUAAUCAAAAUUAUUUAUUUGGAGUAUCAAAUCAAGCUAUUUUAAAUUUAACAAACGUAACCUUUUCUAAUUGGGGAACUCUAUAUUAUGCCUUAAUAGAAAGCUGAGGGGGAAAUAUUACACUUAAUAAUGUAAAUUUUGAUAAUAUCGUCAUUUUUAGUGAUGAAGCUGCUGCAGUCAUUUCAAUGCAAGAUUGUGAUAACGCUUUUUAUAAUUGUGGCACUUUGAAUUAUACAAAUGGGAAAGUAUCUAGAAUUAACAAUGGCUUUGAAUAUGCCGAUCCGAUUGAUUUUAGAGGGUUUUUAUAUGCUGAAAAAAUUCAAUAUGCAACUUUUACAAAUGUAAUUUUUGAAAAAAAUUUGGUGGCUCUUCAGCAGUCAUCCACAUUCGAAACAGGCUCUCUUAUUACCCUUAAAAUAUUUCGAAAUUUAGAAAUUAAUAAUUGCCAAUUUAUUUCAAAUAUUGCUGAUACAGGAAUUAUUAGCAUAGCAUCAAAGGGGCUAAAUUUUGUAAUAGCUGUAAACGAAAAUAAUGAGCUUAUUGAUUUAUUGCAAGAUCACAUUUAUAUACACAAUUCAACGUUUACAGGAAAUUUCGGGAAAUUUUAUGGGAUUUUGUAUGCAAGCUUCAAAGGACAACUCCAAAACUUUCGAUUUGAAAAUCUAACUCUCACCUUUAAAUUGGAACAAAAUAUCGUUAAAAUUCGCAUUUUUGGGUACUUUAAAUUGGAACAAAAUUAUUUUUUCGAUGGGAAAAUUUUAUCUCUAAUUUUUCAUAAAUUAGUUUUGGCUCAAUUUGUAUAUUAUUUAAACAGUAUUCAUACUGAAUCAAUCAUUUUUUUUUAUUUAAAUCUUCGUAAAAAUAAAUAAAAUUCAAAGUAUUAUGUCAAUUUAUUAAACAUUUUAAAAAUGUUUUUUAAAAUAAAUUAAAGAUGAAGAUAUAAUUUUUAUAUAAAAUUAAUUUUGACCUAUUUUAAUUGGGAAGGUGCAAGUAGAAUGCUAUUUAAACAGUUUUUACACUAAAUCGAUUAAUUUUUUAAUUAUUUAUUUAUAAGAAUAUAUUAAAAUUUAAAGCAUUGUGUUAGUUAAUAUUUUUUAAAAAAAAUUAUAACGCUUUAAAUUGGAAAUGGAUUUUUUGUUCAAUUUAAAGGGGGGGUAAGCAUAACUUCUAAUGGAGUUGAAAGUGGUUCAUUGAUAUAUGUUAUAAAUAAUGAAAUUAAAGCCGAAUAUGAAUUAGACACGACAAAACCAGCAACUUUAACAACAGGGCAAAGAGUAACUGCAUUUUAUAAAGCGCGCUGGUUUAUUACAAAGUGCAUUAAUUUUUUUGAAAAUUAUUCAGGUGGUUCUGGGAUGAUUGACAUUAAUAAUUUAGUGAAUAUAGAUGUUAAUAGUUUGUCGCUAGAUUCCAAUGGCGCUAGUACAGAUAUUGACGUAAAUGAUAUAAUACUUAAUGAUUGAAUAGAGGAUUCAACUAUGUAUCUCAAACUGCAAUACGACGAUGCUGCUCUUAUUGACUGCGCUUCUAUGAUAUCUGUAGACUCUUCAAUUAAUAUUUCUAUUUCAGAUUUUAGCAUGACAAAUAAUUAUUGCAAGGAAUCUUCGCCUGUGUUUAUCUUAUCAAAAAUUGGAGAAUUGUCAAUUUCAAGGUUUAAUUGCACAAAAAACGAAGGAAAUGGAGACCAUCCGAUAUGCCUGUAUGUAGCAGCAGCUAUAGAAACCUCAAUUAUAAACUCCACUUUUAUAAGCAAUGCUAACAAUCUUUCAUCUGGGUCAGGAGCAAUUGGAACUAUAACUUCAAAUUUAAACUUGACCUUAGAAAAUUGCUUAUUUCAAUCGAACUCUGCUGGAUAUGGAGGAGCAUUAUAUUUCCAAGGGAGAUAUAGGCAUAUCCCUAGAUAGCCCGAUAUGGACGAGCAAUAGAGGCCAAAACUUCCCACUUGGUCCCGGCCAACUCAUGUAGGUCGAACCAAGUGGCAAGUGGCGAAUGAGCUUCCUUUCACUUGGUUCGGCCAAUCCGAGUGGGCGGACCAAGUGAGAGGUUUUGACCUCUAUCCCUCGCCCAUAUCGGGCUAUCUUAGGGAUAAGCCUAUAUUUAAAUAUUUCAAAAAGUAUUUUUAUUAUGAAUAAAUCCCCAAAUGAGCUUGGAGGAGCAAUUUAUUAUUCUCCUCAAAUUAUUUAUAAAAAUUCAGGAUUUUUUAUUGACAGCUGUAAUUUCAACAAAAAUCAAGCUAUCAGUUAUGGAGGUGCUAUCUAUAUUGAAGAGAAAAUUAUCGGUUCUACAAAAAUAGAUCUUCAAUUUAAAAACGUUUCUUUUUUCUAUAAUUCUGCUGAAAAUGGUGCUGCUAUUUAUAUUGAAAAAACAGCUGCUUUAAGCCAAUAUUCUUCAAUAGAAGAUUCUCAUUUUUUAAACAAUACAGCAGAGACAUCAGGGACUUUAUCAAUUUCAUUUUAUAAUGGAAUUUUGUCAAUAACUGAUACUGAUUUUUCAAAAAAUUACGCGAAAUGAGGGUCAGCCAUUUAUAUCACCACAAAAGAAGAUGGGUCUUCGUUAAGAUCGCAAACUAUAUUAGACACAUGCACAAUUACAAAUAACUCAGGAGAGUCAAUUAUUCAUAUGGAUGAUUUAAGCCAAUAUUCAUAUUUGGAAACGACAAAUUGUCUUUUUGAGUGAAACUUAGGGACAGUUAUAUUGCUUAAUUAUGAUAAUUGGGUAGAAACAGCAUCAAUAUUUAGAUAUAAUACUGCAAUUAAAGGAGGAAGCUCAGUAAGUCUGCAAAACCAAGCAACAGGGGAGUCAACAGGCACUAUUUUUUAUGAAAAUAUAAGCAAAGCGACUGGAGGUGCUGCAUCGAUUAGCUCUCAAUCAAUUUUUAAAUGCUCUUUUUGCAACUUUACAAAUAAUUAUGCAGAAAAUUCUGGUGGAGUUAUUUAUGUCGAGCAAAACUCAUUGAUUUUAACACAGAUUAGAGAAACUAUUUAAUCAUAAUAAAAUAUAGUUAUUUCAUUUUUAAUUUAUAUUAAAAAAGGCCCUUCGGAGAGAAGCUAGACCUAAUCAAAUAUAGCAUAAUUGAGGAUUCUAUAAUUACAGGAAAUUCUUGUCUUAGGAAGGGCUCUGUGAUGUAUCUUUUAGGCACUUCUUUACUCUCCUCUUCAACUUAGUGAGGAAACAUUUUUUUCAAAAUUUAAAAAAAAAAUUCUAUUUUAGAAAAAUUGGAAAGUAAAAGCUAAUUUAAUUUAAAAAUUUAUGUUUCUAGCUCCAAAUUCAAUAGGCUUUCAUUAUAAUAAUUGUAACUUAUAAAUAAAAAUAUUUUUAAAAUAAAAAAUUCUUAAAAAUAGUUUUACUUGCUCACAGAAGGAGGAGUUAGUUUCUUCUCAGAUAAUAAGAACAAAUAUAUACAAUAACAAAGCAUCUGAAGGAGCAAUCGUCCUUCUAGAUGCGUCGAUUUUGAUUAACUCUUCCAAAAUCCAUGAAAAUUCAGCAGAUGAAGCAAGCCCCGGGCUGAUUUUGACCCUCUCAAGUGCAAAUAUUUCGAGCUCUCAAUUUUAUUCUCAGCCGAGUAAGCAAGGAUGCUUUAUAUAUUCAUCAACCCAGAGCUCUUUAUAUAUUUCAAACUCAACCUUUAAAGAUGCAGUUUCUUCAGGCUCAGGAGGUGCCAUAUUUGCUAUUUCCACCUCAAUUACAGCAUUAAACUGUGUUUUUUCAAAUCUUCAAGCAAACUCUGGAGGGGCAAUUCUAGCUUAUUCAGAUAGCUCUCUUUUUAUUCAGUCAUCCAAUUUUACACACCUUACUUCAUACAGCACUGGUGCAGUUGACUAAUUGCCAUUUUAACUAAUUUUUGAAGUCAUUUUCUAGGAAAGUUUUUUUUUUUUAAAAAAAAUUAAAUUUCAAUAAUUUCACAUAACCAAAAUUCCCCAACCAAUCGCCCCACUAUCAAAAUGCUCUGGUCAAAUAAUAUGCCCCGAUGCAGUUUUUGAUUUAUAUCAAAGCAACGUAACAAUAUUGAACUCAUUUUUUGAAAAUUUCUCCAGUACUGGAAUCUAUGGUGACAAAUUAGGAAAUUUAUAUGUUACAGGCUCAUCUUUUAAUAGUGCCAAUGGAGUUAAUGGCGGAGCCAUCUAUUGCAUAGCUUGCUCUGAUAUAGCCAUCAAAACCAGUAGAUUUGUGAACUGCAAUGCUACCCUAGGCGGCGCUGUUCAUUUGAUAACUUCUUCAGAUUCAAUGAUAAACUCUGUGUAUAUUGUAGAUGAGACUUACUUUAUAAAUAACACAGCUUUAAAUGGAGGUGCGGUCUAUGCAAAUAACAUCUUAUUGAAUCUAACAAACUCUUUCAUAUACCAUAAUCAUGCGUAUGUAUCAGACUCAGAUCAAGCAAAUACCAAAAUUCAAUAUGGAAUUGGAGGAGGCCUUUUCUUAAAUUGUAAAGAUCUUGAUAUAUGCAAAUUUUAUCUUAUUAAUAAUUAUUUUAGGGCUCCUUCACAUUGCGUCUGCACCGCAAGACAUUCAGCCUAUUUUUAGAAAAUUGAUUUUUGGCUAUUUUCUCCUAGAAUUACAUGUCUCUAAGAUAGCCUAUAAUUCUUUUCUUAUGACUUUGUAGCUGACAGAUGAGAGAAAGUAAAAAAAUGGAAAAAGAAAAUAGACUCAAAAAAUAGAUUUGUGAUAUAGGUGCUUUUAAAAUAUCCUUUAAUUUUAGAGGGAACGCAGCAAGCUAUAAUGGAGGUGCCUAUGCAUGGGAUGACAUUAUGCCGAUUUCUAUCGAUAAUAUUUUUUUGAAUAAUUCAGCCGCUUAUGCGCCAAAUGUUGCAUCAUAUCCUAUUUCAAUGGUCGCAGAAUCAAGUAAUUCAUCAUUAAGAAGGCUCGAAAGCAGAAGCCUAGGAGCUCCUCCAAUUAUAGCUAAUUUAGAAAAUGUAGCCUCAGGCCAAACUUAUACAACACCAUUAAUUAUUGCUUUAAUUGAUCAUGAUGGAAAUGUAGUAAAGACUGAUAAUACAAGUACUGCUGAGCUUCAGACUAUUGAUAACAAAACAACAGUUUCUGGUUUAAUCAGGGUAGUAGCAGUUGAAGGUAUUUAUACAUUUUCUUCGUUUACACUAACUGGGUAUCCAGGAGUAAAUACAAAGAUUUUAGUAUAUACAUCAGCUAUUGAUACAUCGAAAAGUACUAACUUUUAUCUGAUAAUAUUAUUACGUUAGUUUAACGCUGAUUUUUCAGCAUUUCUCUCUUUUACCUUCAUUAUUGAAUAAAUAAAAUCGUUUAUUAAGUUGCUCAUUUCCUCCAUUUCUUCUCUAUGUUCAUUCUCCAACCAAAUCUGAUAAUAUAAUUUCUAUAUAUAAAUUUGUAAUAUAAAUAAAUUAUGGAAAUUAAAAAUAAUAGAGUAAGGCCAAAGAUGACGCAGAGUAUCAUCAAAUUAUGCUUAUUAACGUUACUUUUAGACUUUGCCAGAUUGGAGAAGCAACUGUAGGAAAUUUAUGCAAAAUCUGUGGGUCGAACUAUUAUAGUUUAGACCCCUCCAUCCCUGAAUGUCUGACAUGCCCUGAUGAUGCAAUUUGUUAUGGAAAUUAUACAAUGGUUCCAAAGCGUGGGUAUUGGCGAGAUAAUAUGUAUGCAAGCGUUUUUUGAAAAUGCCCAAACUCUGAUGCAUGUCUUGGCUCGCCUGACGCUGAAAACAUUUCAUAUACAGGAGAAUGCGACAAAGGGUAUAAAGGAAAUAUGUGUCAAUCUUGUGAAUAUGGAUAUUCAAAAACAGCUGAUGAAACGUGCAGUCCUUGCCCAGACGAAUCUUCGAAUAGUUUGAGAAUUGCUGGCGUUUCUAUAAGUCUCAUAAUUAUCUGUGCAAUUAUGGUAAAUUCAACUCGAAGAUCUGCAUUUAAACCUACAUCACUAGCAUCGAUUUACAUAAAAAUUUUUAUGAAUUAUUUACAGUUAGUUAUGCUUGUGACUACUUUUAACUUAAAAUGACCAAGUCUUGUGUGGAAAGUAUUUGCUAUACAAAAUACAGCUGGCUCAGCAAAUGAUCAAAUUUUUUCUUUUGACUGUUUUUUGCAGAUUAAAGAUGAACCUGAUCAGUAUUAUUACAGCAAGCUAAUUCUAAUGAGUCUUGCACCUUUAGUUAUUGCACUAGUUUCCUUAACCGUAUGAAUUUUAAUUUAUACUAACUUUCAUUAAUGAAGAAGUUGUAAAAAAUUUUAAUUUUAAAAAUAAUUAUAAAAAUUUAGAGAGCAAAAAAAUACAAACACACUUUUUUAAUUAUUUUAAGAAUAAUAAAAUUAGAUAAAAACAAUAUAACUCCCCCCACUUUAAAUUGAACAAAAUAUAUGUAAAAUUCCCUUUUUUUAGGUAUUUAGCCACCCUUUAAAUUGGAGCAAUUUUUUUUUCAAUAGGAAAAUUUAUAGGCGAAAAUAUUAAUUUAUAAAAUAAAAUGUUUUUGCAUUGAAACGAUUAAAUUUUUACAAUAAUUCUAUAUAAGUUAAAUUAAAAUAAAAGUAUCUGAGCUCAAUUUUUAUUUUAAAUUUUUACCCUCAUUUAAAUUGGAUCAUAAUUUUUUGUUCCAAUUUAAGGGUCGGGACUAAGAAAUUGGGAAAUUGAUAUAAUUUUAUUGAAAGACCCCGUAAAGUAGAUUACAAUUUGAUGUUUUUUGUAGAGCGGGGAUUAAGAGGAAAAACUUAAGGCAUUUUCGGAAUGAUUAUAUAUCUACAUGUGUUAUUUUACUAUUUUUAAUCCACCCAAAUAUCGUUAAAAUGAUGUUUGGUGCAUUCAGUUGUAAACAAAUAAAUUCAGGGGAGCGGUGACUUACAGUAGAUUACGAUAUAAGGUGCUGAGAUAGCAAACAUAUCUUUUAUUUGUGCUUAGUUGUUAUUCCUUCUAUUAUACUCUGGGGGAUUGGAAUUCCUGCUUUGUGCUUACUUAAUUUACUCCCCCAUUUAAUAUGGAGCAAAAUAUUGGUAAAUUCUCCAUUUUUUGGUUACUAACACUUAACCAAGAAAUUCCCAAUAACCAAGAAAAAAGAAGACUCUGAAAAUUUUUUUGAUUUCAACGACAAUGGCAAUGAAUUAAUUUUGGAAAGCCAAAAAAUUUUAGCAAAUCAAAAAUGACUUUUUGGUUUGCCAAAAUAUUUUUUCUUUAGCACAAAAGUUUUUUGUUUUUGGUAUUUGGGAAUUUUUCUCGGUUUUAUGCCUGUUUUAUGAGAUAAAGAGAAUUUUUGCGGAAUUUUUGCUUAUUCUUUCUGUGUUUUCAGCACUCCAAGUUCAUUCUCCUAAUCUAAAUUCGCAAGUUUUUUGAUUUUUAAGCUGUUUUUCGACUAUUUAAGAAAGUAUAUAUAAAUUUGUUUUAAAAAUAAUUAACAAACUUCAUACCAGACAUAAUUAUUUUCCAAUUUAAAUGGGAUAAGUCAGUGAAAAACCGAAGAAAACUCAAUGAAAUCGGCCCAAGGCUCAUGUUUGGUUUCUUCUUCAAUGGCUAUAAAAAGUCAUGCUAUUACUGAGAAUUUAUUAUAUUAUAUAGAAAAAUAUUAGUUAUCUGCUGCUCUGUUUUUUUAGCUAAUAUAUCUGUCAGUGUUCAAGCCCUUACCGUAACAAUAAUACUAGCAGCCUCCCUCCACUUACACUAUACAAAUAGUCCCUAUAGCGGCCCAGCUUUAAAUGAACUGGAAUUAAGAUCGAUUUUUGUAUCAGCCACUACAAUUUAUUGUGGCCUUUAUUUUUUAACAGAUUCUUUAGAUGAAAUUAGCCGAUUUAUAUUUUUCUUGAUUAUAGUGUUCUCAAACAUUUAUUUUUUAUAUUAUUGGCUUUUUAAAUUAAUAGAUACAGGAUUGAGGAAUUUGCAAAAAAGAAUACCUUUUCUCAAGCACAAGUGAUAUAAAAAUGAUGGCUAUGAUGAUAAAUUAUUCGAAAAUCCUAAAAAAGGUCAUAUAGUAACAAAGGAAGGUGAAGAAUUUUAUUCAAUUGUGCACAGCAUCCCAAAGAAAAAAGACUCGAAAGAUGUAUUUGAUCCACGUUUAACUAUGGCUGAUGUGUUUAUAAGCAUGAUACCAGAAGCACUUGAAUAUGACGAAAGUUUAGAAAGCAUUUCACUAAAUCGAGGUCUUGAAUCAAUCUCUAGCAAAAAUUCAAUGUUUGAUGUUGAAUUACCAACAUCAGCUGAAAGGUCUAAGGAAAAAGAGAGACAUUUGCCUUUAACUGAUGGAGAAGAAGAAAAAGAAGAAAAAGAAGAAAAGAAAGAAAAAGAAGAAAAAUUGGAAAGCUUGGAUGCCACAUUGGAGCAGGAGAUGAUUGAGCUAAAAGUUGAUUAA
Molecule: messenger RNA, 9410 nt
Organism: Blepharisma stoltei
Lineage: Eukaryota; Ciliophora; Heterotrichea; Heterotrichida; Blepharismidae
Source: the annotation of a GenBank genome assembly